Sporisorium graminicola is the source of this 3864-nucleotide messenger RNA. RefSeq lists its product as uncharacterized. Gene Ontology annotation, biological process: DNA-templated transcription. Gene Ontology annotation, molecular function: ribonucleoside binding; DNA binding; DNA-directed RNA polymerase activity. Gene Ontology annotation, cellular component: RNA polymerase I complex; nucleus. The record is from RefSeq and is a predicted model, not a curated record. The transcript has a single exon. Lineage: Eukaryota; Fungi; Basidiomycota; Ustilaginomycetes; Ustilaginales; Ustilaginaceae. Bases 1 to 3864 code for a protein of 1287 amino acids.
AUGUCGGACUCUAUGUCAUCAGCUAGCUCAUCGAGCUCACGCUCGUCCUUCGACGGGCCCUCGACUCCUCCCGACACGGUUCACUCGCUCCCCAACUCUCUCAAAGCCGCAAGACAGGAAGCUGGCAUCGACACCGAAGAACCGCUGUGGAAGAAGCGACACACCUUCUUCCCGCUCGAACGCCAGGAACGCUACUCUGCUCCUACAGACAAGGGCUUCGUCGCUCCCGAACUCACUGAGCUCGUUGCGCCAAACAUCGAAUCCUUCAACGCGCUCUGGGCCGAGGAUCCUUCGCUCGACCCACCGGCAUCAGCUACCGUCUCGGGCUUCGUCAACGAGGGCACUGGCUUGCUCGAGAAGAGCUUGCGGCGUCUGCCUCCACGAAUCGUGUUCGAUGGUCAAGGUGACGCCAACAACGGUCUCGGCAACCGCAUUACGCUUCGUAUGGACAGCGUCAACCUGUCCAAGCCGCUCGUCAACGAACGUGCAAAAGGUGUGAGGGAGCGCAGGGUUUUCCCCUCCGAGGCGAGAGAGAGACUCUUCACCUACACGGGCAAGCUCACCGCUCGACUCUGCUGGAGCGUCAACGGCGAUCCCGAGCAGAGCGACAUUGUCUCGUUGGGCAACUGUCCCGUCCUUGUUCGCUCCAAUCGAUGCAACCUGCGCGGCAUGUCGUCCAGGGAGCUCGUCGCACACCACGAAGAGUCCAACGAGUUCGGCGGCUACUUCCUCGUCAACGGUAACGAGCGUCUCAUCCGAUACCUCAUCGUCGCCAAGGCCAACAGUCCGCAGGCCAUCGAGCGUCCCAGUUUCGAAAAGCGUGGCCCUAGCUACUCGAACAAGGCCAUCGUCAUCCGAUGCCUGCACAAGGAAGACCUCAUCAGCGUCACCAACGCCGUUCACUACCUUCACAACGGUGGUCUCACGCUUCGAUUCAGCUGGAGAAAGCAGGAAUACAUGGUCCCCGUCGUCAUGGUGCUCAAGGCGCUUGUCGAUGCCACCGACAAGGAGAUCUUUGCCUCGAUUGUUCAGGGCGAUUUCGACAACACUUUCCUCACCGACCGUGUCGAGCUGCUGUUGCGCAACUUUAAGCAGUACAGCCUGUGGUCUGGUCACCAGUGCCUCGAGUACCUCGGCUCCAAGUUCCGCGUCGUACUCGGCUGCCCCGAGGACUGGAACGAUGCGCAGGUCGGAAGCGAGCUCAUCCACCGCAUCUUCCUCGUCCACCUUGAUAGCCCCCGAGAGAAGUACAAGAUGCUCAUCUUCAUGAUCCAAAAGCUCUACUCGCUCGUCGCCGGUGAGUCGUGCGUCGACAACGCCGAUUCACCCCAGCACCACGAGAUCCUCAUGCCUGGCUUUCUCGUCGGUCAGAUCAUCAAGGAACGCAUUGACGAGGCUGUUGGUAAUGUUCGCGCCCAGAUCGCCCGAGACGUGCGCAUGAAGGUCAAGGGUCUCGACUUCUACGACUCUCGUUACAUCAAGAAGACCGUCUCCAAGGUCAACAUCGACAUCGGCGUGAAAAUCGCUUCGUUCCUCGCCACGGGCAACCUCUCUUCACCCUCGGGUCUCGAUCUGCAGCAGACGUCCGGUUUCACCAUCAUGGCCGAAAAGCUCAACUUUGCGCGCUACCUCGCCCACUUCCGUUCGGUCCAUCGAGGUGCUUUCUUCGCCGAACUCAAGACCACCUCGGUCCGAAAGCUGCUUCCCGAGGCCUGGGGUUUCCUGUGCCCCGUUCAUACACCAGACGGUUCGCCAUGCGGCCUGCUCAACCACUUCUCGCACACAUGUAGAAUGACGACGCGCCAGCCGGACGUUUCGCACAUCCACGCGCUGCUGUCGGGCCUCGGCAUGACCGAAGCCGCCUUUGCCGUCGGUGCCGUCGGCGCUGCCAGCCAGAAGAACGCCAAUGCGAGCGACAACAUCGUCGUCGUGCAGCUCGAUGGCGCCAUCCUCGGCUACACCACCCCCGCCCUCGCCAAGCACAUGGCCACCGCGCUCCGCAUCUGGAAGACCGAGGGCCUCCACCGCGUUCCCCUCGACCUCGAGAUCGGCUUCGUCCCCACCUCGCGUGCCGGUCAGUACCCCGGUCUCUACCUCUUCUCCAACCGCGCCCGCAUGAUGCGUCCCGUCCGUCUGCUCCACAACAACAAGAUCGACAUGGUUGGUCCCUUUGAGCAGGUCUACCUUGACAUCGCCUGCGACCCGCAAGAGAUCCAACCCGGUGUUUCCACCCAUGUCGAGUUGGCGCCCACCUCCAUCCUCUCGGUGCUCGCCAACUUGACCCCCUUCUCAGACUACAACCAAUCUCCACGCAACUGUUACCAAGCGCAGAUGAUGAAGCAAACAAUGGGAACCGCGUCGACAGCGGUGAGCAGGAGGACGGACAACAAGCUGUACCGGAUCCAGACGCCGCAGACGCCUGUGGUUCGCCCCGAGCUGUACAACAAGUACGGGUUCGAUGACUACCCGAACGGAACGAACGCGAUUGUGGCGGUCAUCUCGUAUACAGGUUACGACAUGGAGGACGCGAUGAUCCUCAACAAGAGCGCACACGAGCGUGGGUUUGGCUACGGAACGGUGUACAAGUCCGAGACGAUCGAUCUGCGCGAUCUGAAGGGCAAGUCGAGCUCGAGUGUGCCGACGCUACACUUUGGCUUUGCGCCCAACUCGCGGCCGACAGAGGCGCAGCGGGCGAUCCUGGACCAGGACGGCUUGCCCUAUGUCGGGCAGAAGGUGUUGGCGGGCGAGCCGAUCUGCGCCUACUGGGACGAGGUGAGCGGCAAGACCAUGUUCAAGAAGUUCAAGGGUGACGAGUACGCCUACGUCGACACGGUGCGUCUGCUCGGCGGGGAUGCCGGGUCCGGUGGAGGCGACAGCGAGUGUCAGAAGGUGCAGAUCAUGCUUCGUAUCACGCGAUCGCCCGUGAUUGGCGACAAGUUCUCCUCGCGUCACGGACAGAAGGGUGUCUGUUCGCAGAAGUGGCCCGCGGUUGACAUGCCGUUCUCGGAGAGCGGUAUGCAGCCGGACGUGAUCAUCAACCCGCACGCGUUCCCGUCGCGUAUGACGAUCGGAAUGCUGAUCGAGUCGAUCGCGGGGAAAGCGGGUGCGAUGCACGGCAUUGCGCAGGACUCGACGCCGUUCACGUUCAGCGAGGAUUUCACGCCCACCGAGUUCUUUGGGGAACAGCUCAAGGCGGCCGGGUACAACCACGUGGGCAACGAGCCCAUGUACUCCGGUAUCACGGGUCAGGAACUGCGCGCCGACAUCUACCUGGGCGUGGUGUAUUACCAGCGUCUGCGACACAUGGUCAACGACAAGUUCCAGGUGCGUACCACGGGUCCCGUGCACGCGCUGACCCGCCAGCCGAUCAAGGGCAGGAAGCGUGCCGGUGGUAUCCGAUUUGGUGAAAUGGAGCGUGAUGCGCUGUUGGCGCACGGAACGUCGUACAUGCUGCAAGACAGGUUGAUGAACUGUUCCGAUUAUUCGACGUCGUACGUGUGCCGAACGUGCGGCUCGCUGCUUUCGGUCGGCUUCGACACGUCGGCGUCGACGCACGGUGGCGCCGUUUCGAGCAUCGACAUGUCGACGCAGGGCACCACACCCAUUCUGGGCCCCAACGGCGAAUUCUGCCGCGUCUGCCGAGCCGAAGACGAGGUGCGUCGCCAGCAGGGCCUCGAGCCGCUGCGUGGCAAGCGACUGCCCGUCGGCGGCGUCGAGGCUCACAUUGGCAUCCCGCAGGCAAACGUCAUCAACAACGUUACUGGAGGAGACCUGGAUGUCGUGGCAGUACCCUAUGUUCUCAAGUACCUUGUCGCUGAGCUCGCGGCGAUGGGUAUCAAAAUGAGCUUUGGCGUCUCGCCUUGA